Molecule: messenger RNA, 2188 nt
Organism: Thamnophis elegans (Western terrestrial garter snake)
Lineage: Eukaryota; Metazoa; Chordata; Lepidosauria; Squamata; Natricidae
Product: multidrug and toxin extrusion protein 1-like
Biological process (GO): xenobiotic detoxification by transmembrane export across the plasma membrane
Cellular component (GO): membrane
Molecular function (GO): antiporter activity; xenobiotic transmembrane transporter activity
Source: RefSeq, a predicted model, not a curated record
AUGAAGGCGGAGGCCUCGACGGUGAUUCAGCUCCUGGUGUUCAUGAUUCACGUCGUUAGUACGAUAUUUUGCGGGCACAUGGGCAAGGUUGAAUUGGCAUCCGUCACACUUGCCAUCGCGGUGAUCAACGUGACUGGCAUUUCUAUCGGUUUCGGGCUGUCCUCGGCUUGUGACACAUUAAUAUCUCAGACUUACGGCGGGGAACAUGAAACGGUGGGCACCACCCAGCAGGGAGUCCUGAUUCUUCUCCUCUGCUGUUUCCCAUGCUGGGCGUUUUUCAUCAACACAGAACAGCUCCUGUUGCUAAUCCGGCAGGAUCCGGAAGUCUCCAGGCUCACUCUUUAUGUCAUGAUCUUUAUCCCAGCACUGCCUGCAGCCUUUAUUACCAGCUCCAAAAUGCGAAAAUCAUCUGCCAGAGGUUUUUGUGGCAUCGCUGCAAAUCUCAUCAAUGUCCUGGCGAACUAUGUUUUCCUUUACCAGUUCAACAUGGGCGUUAGGGGGUCUGCGUGGGCCAACACCAUCGCUCAGUACGCGCAAGCCAUCGCCCUCUUCCUCUACACAAGUGGAAGAAGCUGCACGUCGAAAACCUGGGGAGGCUGGUCCAUGGAUUGCCUGCAGGAAUGGGGUCUCUUCAUGUCGCUGGCAAUUCCUAGCAUGAUGAUGAUUUGCAUUGAAUGGUGGACCUUCGAAAUUGGAAGCUUUCUGAUAGGCCUUAUAAAUGUGCUGGAUCUGUCUGCACAAUCUAUCAUCUGAAAUUGCCACCGUAGUUAUAUGAUUCCCUUUGGGAUCGGGGCCUCCACCAGCGUCCGAGUCGGCAAUGCCUUAGGGGCUGGGAAGGUGGGAAGCCGGAGGUCUUCUGUGGUCGCCAUAUUUUGCACAGUUGGAUUCUUCCUCCUGAUGUGUGUUGCGUUGACAGCCUCGAAGGACGUUUUGGCAUACAUUUUCACAAGUGAAAAAGAAGUGGUUGACCUCGUGGGUUACGUGAUGCCCGUCUACAUAGCCUUCCACCUGUUUGAAGCUCUAUGUGCGACGACCAGCGGGGGCCUGCGUGGCACCGGAAGGCAGAAACUAGGCGCCAUUUUCAACACGUUGGGCUACUACACCGUCGGCUUGCUGGGGGCCGUGCUCCUUUUCGUAGCCAAAAUUGGCAUGAUAGGGUUCUGGUUGGGCAUGUUGGUUUGCACCCUGAUCCCCUGCAUUUGUUCCAUCACUUACGUCAUCCGCAUGAACUGGGACCAGGUGGCUGAAGAGGCCCAGCGCCGUGUCAAAAUCUCUCAGAAGCCAGUGGAGGAUUUGAACUCGGCUUCCAUCCCCGACAAGGCCAUUUCCUCUUCCAAUACAGAAUGCAAAGUAGGGUUUGGAGGACACACGGAUGCCCAGAACGGCGUUGUGCUUCUGAGCUUCACCGUCAUAGAUGGACCAACCUUGCAGGACAAGGCGGCAUCCAGCGUCCACAAGACGGGCCGGGUUCUGACGACCAAAGAACUGAUUGUGAGGCGGGGACUGGCGGUGGCCGGCGCCGUGGGAAUUCUAGCCGUGGGAAUUUUGAUACGGAUAUUCACAGUCUACAAUUAACGGCUGGGGAGAGACUAGAACAGCUCCCCUUGAACCCAAGGCAAAGAAACGAGAGCGGGGUGGCAGCAACCUGUUUCAUCCAGCAGAGGGCACUAGUGUGUUAUACUCAGAAAUUCCACCAGGGGGACGAAGUUCAGAAAUUACAGACGUUACCCUCAAAAGUUCCACCAGGGGGCAAAGUUCAAAAGUUACAGACGUUACACUCAGAAAUUCCACCAGGGGGCGAAGCUCAGAGGUUACACACGCUAUACUCCGAAUUUCCACCAGGGUGCGUCCAUCUCAAGACAAACAUCCUGGGACGCUGGCCAUUUCGCUUCGCCCAAGUUGGCCGAAUCUGGCGUCUCAACAUGCAAAAGACUGAUUUUGGGGAGUUCAGAAAGUUUAUUUUCCAUCAUAGAUAACCGAACGUAUUUUGUGUAACCUUUCCAGAUAAACAUCUUUUAGUAGUAAAUUUUUUUAAACAUGGUUUUAAAUGUAGGCCUUUCAAAGAAACAAGAAAAGCAGGUUAGAAAAGGUUAGCAAACAAGGAAAUAUGGACCCCAGGGAGGUCAAAAAAGUCAAAAUGACACUCCAACCAUGAUUCAUACCACGUUUCCCUGAAAAUAAGACCUCC